AUGGACGCCUUCGUCACCCGCAAGAAACGAAAGUCGAGCCCAACACCACUAAAUGACUUGUGUGAAGACGGUGACGGCGACGAGUCUACCGAUUUCAAGCUAACUCUCUUAAGCUCCCUUCACCCGGAUCUUGAUCACGAGACUCUUCUCGACGUCUUGCUCGCCCACGAAGGCUGUGUCUCGGAUGCGUCUGCCGCCCUAUCUUUGCCACAGAAGCAAACUAUCACUAAAUAUUCAAACCCGGGAGCACAGUCUUCCCUUCGAUCUUUUGCUAAUCCCCUUUCGGGAACCUUUUCUUCUCCCACCCCUGCCAAGAAGUCCAGGCUAUUGUCCAAAAAGGGCAAGACUCUGUUCUUGUUCGAUCCCCUGGAUAUUGCUGAACACACUCCCUGCACCGUCAUCCACAACUUUUUAGCCCCGGGGGAGGCAAACGAUCUGCUCGAGGAGCUCCUACUCGAGUCUAAAACAUAUGAAAAGAUAACGUUCAAGAUGUUUGACAAUGUCGUCUCCAGCCCGCACACUUGCGGCUUCUACGUUGGCAGUGCCGAGGAGCUCAGGGAUCAGAAGUAUGAAUACUUGUACAACGGCGCUAGACUGUCUGACGUGAGGCGCUUGACGCCCCGACUGGAGGCUGUGAAGCCCAAGGUUCAAGAGGCAGUGAACCGCGAAAUUCAGCAUCGGAUAGCAACAAAAUAUCCCGGCGGCAAGAAACUCAAGUAUCAGUGUCCGCGACCCUGGGCCCCCAAUGCCGCUUUUGUAAACUGCUACAACGGGCCACAGCAGAACGUCGGCUGGCACAGCGAUCAGCUCACCUAUCUGGGCCCCCGGGCAGUCAUUGGCUCGCUGUCUUUAGGGGUUGCCCGGGAGUUUCGUGUGAGGCGGGUCCUACCUAGGACCGAGGUGGAUCCGGCAGGCGAUGGCAGCGGCGUCAAGACAACCCAACAGAGUGUAUCUGAUGAGGACAGCCUCCGGGGCGACGCCGAAGGCCAGAUAUCCAUUCACCUCCCCCACAACUCGCUGCUUGUGAUGCAUGCCGAGAUGCAAGAGGAGUGGAAGCACAGUAUCGCCCCGGCUCAGGCCAUCGAGCCACAUCCAAUCGCCGGUAAUAGGCGUAUCAAUAUCACGUACAGAGACUACAGGCCCGAGUUUCAUCCAAGCCUGACCCCCAAGUGUCGUUGUGGAAUUGCCACCGUAAUGCGCGUUGUACAGAAAAAGAAAGAGAAUUGGGGCAAGUACUUUUGGAUGUGCCACGCUGGAAAUGUUCCUGGCAAAGAUGGCUGUUCUUUCUUCCAAUGGGCUGAAUUUGACGACGAUGGAAAUCCACUUUUGAAAACUCAGCAGGCCCACGGUACAACAAAAUAG
This is a messenger RNA of Pyricularia pennisetigena, 1362 nucleotides long. RefSeq lists its product as uncharacterized. Lineage: Eukaryota; Fungi; Ascomycota; Sordariomycetes; Magnaporthales; Pyriculariaceae. Gene Ontology annotation, cellular component: nucleus. Gene Ontology annotation, biological process: DNA repair; DNA alkylation repair. Gene Ontology annotation, molecular function: zinc ion binding; dioxygenase activity. The transcript has 3 exons. The coding region runs from base 1 to 1362 and encodes 453 amino acids. The record is from RefSeq and is a predicted model, not a curated record.